Molecule: messenger RNA, 2139 nt
Organism: Exophiala oligosperma
Lineage: Eukaryota; Fungi; Ascomycota; Eurotiomycetes; Chaetothyriales; Herpotrichiellaceae
Exons: 2
Coding region: 341-1828 (495 amino acids)
Source: RefSeq, a predicted model, not a curated record
CAACGACAAUCUGUAUCUUUUCCAAAAUCCAUGCUUCAAAGCUUCAACGACACGCGACGCGCUGAUCUUGUCAUAUUCACAGCGCACAUUUCGGCCACGGUAGGGGAUAUGGUCGUUGUCGUUCUCGAUUCUUAGUUGUCAGUAUCAUUACAUUUUGUUGUUUAAAUCCUCUUUUGUGCCUGACGAAUUCUGCUGGGCCGGUAAUUGGCCUGUUUACUGCCUGCUCUUCACUGUUUGGCGCCUCGCCUUCACUCUCAAACACCUGUUCGUUCUUUGAUUUGCCUUGGUAUUCGCUGUCAUCAGUCUUUGCACUCCUUCUUGUUUGCCAUCCAAAUAUCCCAUGAUUGUCGCGUCACAAGUCAUGGCCGCCCUCCCGACGCACCGCGAUUUACAGCAACGCCUCGAAGAUUAUCGUGCUUUCGAUGAAUCUAGACAGAACGAAGUCACUCACUUGAUUCAAGCAUGCCUACGUCUCAAUUCCGAAGCCCUCGUUCUGCAGAGCGAUCUCGAUGAUGAGAGAAUCACUCGUCGUAACUGGAAGAGACGAGCCGAAGAGGCCGAAGCUGCCAUUCAACGCAAGUUUGUCGUCGUUCUCGUCGACGGCGAUGGAUAUCAGUUUCGAAGGUCCUUUUACGAUGCUCUUUCGGCAUCGGGUGGCUCCAAGGCUGCCAACGAAUUAUGGAUGCGAGUCGUGGAUAAUCUCAAAGCUGCCGACACCUCAUCAGCUAUAGCGUCUGAUUGUGAUGUCCUCGUCAAUAUCUAUGCCAACAAGAUCGGCCUCGCCAAAACCCUAGUAGCCUGUGGAUACAUCAAUCACCUCUCUCAGAUUGAUCUAUUUUUUUCGUCCUUCACUCAGAGUCGCAGUCUUUUCCAGUUCAUUGACUGUGGCCCCGGCAAGGAGAGGGUCGAUAGCAAACUUCGAGAUACGUUCAGAUUCUACGCCAAUAACGCCCAAUGUCAACGUAUAUACGUGGCAUGUUCCCACGAUAAUGGUUACAUCGCUGAACUCGACAAGUAUCGUCACGAUAUGGUGGUGAUGCCGAAAGUCAUGUUGGUGCACGCCGCUCAAACACCUUCAGCCGUCAAGGCAUAUAGCAGCCUUCCGUUCAAACACACCAGAUUUGAUAGCGUCUUUGAAGAUGCAGCCCUAGAGCCUCCGGCAAAAGUAGAUGUACCCUAUUUCACGCCCCCGCCCGACCCACCCUCCUACGACCCUCGGCCAUCUGAACAGGACGUUCUUAACCUGACGCCCACCGCGAGCCGUUCAAGUCACUCCUCAAAUGCGGCCGGUCCACCAGGAUUGACACCUCUGGCAACUCUGCCCACGAACUCGAAGACUGCGUCUCAAGUGGGCUCGCCACCACCAUCGGUGUCAGAAGUGACAAAAAAUAAAACAAAUGAGCUUGUCACUCAUGGGAACGGGGCCGGAGACGGCAAGAAUGGAAUUCCGAUCAAUCGAUUUGGCCAGAGAAUUGAUCUGAAAAUCCGCAUCCCGAGCACUGCCGACAUGGAUAAAUUUGAGAAUCGCAUCAGUCAACGCAAGUUAUGUAACGAGCACCAUCUUCGGGACAAUUGCGAAUCGUACAGCUGCAGAUACAAUCACGACCCGAUCGACGCCACCAUGAGGAACACGCUUCGGUAUAAAGCCAGGAGCAUUCCAUGCACCAAUGGAUCGAAGUGCCGUCGAAUGAAUUGUUUUUAUGGUCAUCAAUGUCCGUGGGGGAACAAUAACUGUGGCAACCCAAAAUGUGCCUUUAUCAAAGCCGGUUUACAUGACAUUAAGGACUUGGAAAUCGCAAAGGUUGUGCCGGCACAGCCACUCGGAUGAACCACACGCCUAAAGAAGCAGAGGUAAUAAUACUCGUACUGGCUCGAGCACUCCGUUACAAAGUCAAAUCAUGGAUGACGGGAUCAUCGACCGCAAGGUUUGAAGUAGGUGAGGUCGUUCCGACCAGGAAUCAUUGGCGCACAAGUAAAUUUGUUUGUUUCAUAUGGAAGUGUCAGCGUUAGAUCGGUGUUGAGGGCAAGCAAGGAUUAACUGGAAUGAAAAUCAGCUGGCAUCACGAGGGAUUAAUUCGUUUAUUUGACAUUUCUUAGGCUUCUGUACAAAAUGAGAGCGGCUUCAAUGAUGCACAUAGA